This is a messenger RNA of Exserohilum turcica Et28A, 378 nucleotides long. RefSeq lists its product as uncharacterized. The coding region runs from base 1 to 378 and encodes 125 amino acids. Lineage: Eukaryota; Fungi; Ascomycota; Dothideomycetes; Pleosporales; Pleosporaceae. The record is from RefSeq and is a predicted model, not a curated record. The transcript has a single exon.
AUGCCCGUCGCCAAAAAACAGCGCAACACGCUUGCGCGCCUCGAAAACCGUGAGAGCAGCUGGCAGCAGUUCAAGCGCUUGUUGCGACACCUCCGUGGCUACACUGUUGGCGGCGAUGCGCUAGGCGAUUUUGGAGAUGAAUCCAUGAUGGUGGCUGCGAAGAAUUAUUAUAUCAAUUUUGAGGCGGGCGAUAAUUACUACAUCAACUUUGAGGCGGGCGAUAAUUAUCAUUUCAACUUUGAGGCUGCCGAGCCGGAUGCUGCGUGGCCAGAUGCUGCGUGGCCGGAUGUCUGGGAGGGGGACUACGAGGAUGUGCUGGAUGAGUAUUCCUAUGCUUUGUCUGAAAGCGACUAUUCUGAAUAUACCUGCUCUUUUUAA